AUGAUCAAUGCAAAUCAACACCGCACUUGCACAACUGUCAAUACCCUUCAAGAUGGGCCAAUCAACCCUGUGAUUGAUCAAAAAAACAGUGCAGGAGAAUUGGACUCAGAAUCAAAUGAUUUCCGAGAUGAAUCAGUCUCAUCUCCUGCUUCAGAUUUGGAGGAACUGAAGGAAGUCCAAAUAAAUCCAAUUCAAAACAUCAAGGCCCCAGCAUUGAUGGUGGAUGCCUCAGCUACACAAGGACUCCCUGCAAAAUGA
Molecule: messenger RNA, 258 nt
Organism: Puccinia triticina
Lineage: Eukaryota; Fungi; Basidiomycota; Pucciniomycetes; Pucciniales; Pucciniaceae
Exons: 2
Coding region: 1-258 (85 amino acids)
Source: RefSeq, a predicted model, not a curated record